AUGAACGGCUUUCGUGUGCUGAACUUUGCGCUGUUUGCGUUCUGCUUUCUCUGCACAAUCGAACAGUUAGAGAGUACCUGUGUUUUUGAUUCCGAUUUCGGUCUCAUCCUGAACUGUGCCUUCAAAAAGUCCGGCCUCUUUCGGGUGCGAAACUUGGGCGGCGUCAAGGCUCACUUCGGGUUAGGCUUCAGCGUCGGAGAUGAGCUGGGGCUGGCUGAGUCACUCGGCAACGUCGAGGCCAACAAACGGCGUGCCCUCAACAUCCGCACCAGUGCCAACAACAUCGGUGUCCUGCCAGCGUCCAAAAUGCCGCUAAUUUAUUCACCGACGAUCCAGCAGAGCCGUCCUCAGGCGGUGACGGUUCGUGCCUCGCCUCCCCGAGGCCGCGUGCCUCCAUCGCCCGCCUCACCCGUGUACGUGUCGCCCGCUGCCAGCCAGAUGACGAACGCCACCUUCCGCCCACUCGGCGUACCCCCCUUCAAACCCAUCCCCAAGCCCGAACCCGAACCGGUGAGAUUCGACGCCGCGAUCCUGCGCCGCAACUUCGCCCUCAAAACUGCCCAAACUCCCGAUCCCUCCUUCCAGAGUCAGCUCAUGAACCAGACCUCCUCCUUCCACCGGGGCCAAUCCUCCUCCCGGCUUCCUCUCCCCUCGCCCUCCUCGCCCUCCGCUUCCUACGCCGGUGUCGGAGGGGCGGCCGCCCCGAACCAGCACAUCAUCUACAAGGAGGCACCGAACCUGCAGGUCCAGCAGGUGCCCGCCUUCCAGGCCAUGCCCGAGUCGGUGUCCCGCAUCUCGACCGGUCCGGUCGUGCAGAUCGACAACAAGCUCCAGCCGACGGUCAUCAAGAACUCCAUCAUGAGCAUUCCGCCGCGUCGCAACUCGCUGCCGAAGGCGUCGCCGACGAUUGUGACCGCCCAGUCGGUGUCGACGGCUGCGGCCGACGGUGAAGAGAUCGACCUGAUGGGGCACACCGUGGAAGAGCUGGCGGCGGCCGCCAACGUGAGCGUCGAGGUGAUCAAGGAGGCGAUUCGCGUCCGCCAGCAGGAACUGCGCGCCCAGAAGCAGUACGAGCGGCAGCAGGCAGCCUUCGCUCAGGCGCAACUCCUAGCCCAGCAGCAGCAGACGACGACGACAACCACGACCACCACCACACCCCGCCCCCGGCGCUAUCCAACGAACGCCGGCCACAAGGUUAUGAACGCACCGAAGGAAUACUACCCGGUCGGGUACGACAAGAACUUCGACGACAACUUCACCUCGAAGGUGGACCUCCCGUACACGACGUUCAACUGCGGCGAGCAGAAGCACUUCCCGGGGCUGUACGGCGACGAGGACCUUGGUUGUAUGGUCUUCCACGUGUGCGCCCUGACGGACGACGGGCUGAUCAUGAAGUCGUUCCUCUGCCCAGAGAGCACGCUGUUCGACCAGACGGUGCUGAAGUGCAACUGGUGGUUCUACGUCGACUGCAAGAGCAGCAAGAACCUGUACGACUCGAACCUGCCGGUCUCGAAGAGCUACCAGCUGAUGAAGGCGCUGUCCUUCUUCUCGUCCAACUACAAAACCGGCGCCGGCGAGUCGGCCGAAGGCGUCGACGUGGAAGCGUUGAAGAACAGCGUCGCGACAGCCGUGGCCGUCGGUGGAUCGGCCCGUUCCCUCGACACCAACGCCAUCGCCGACUCCACCGGCGACCGGUUCAGUCUCGAUCUGGGCACGGACACCGCUGCCGCCGACAACAGGGCGCGCACCAACCAAAGCAGCCAAAGCAGCAGUAGCACAAACGCCACCCCAACGCAGGCCCCCAGCAAGGACAGUACAGCUUCAACGUAAACGGACCCGGGGGAGGUGUAGCGUAAUUAAGAAACAUGGUUGUGUAUCUGUUCCCCGCAGCAGUGCGUUGCGUUUGUGGAUGCGUUGACGAACCGCGAAUGUCCCCCGGGAAAUGGUGCUCCUCCACCGGGGGUGGUUGGCCGGGUGGUUGCAAGUCCGGCGGACGAUACACACGCUGGCGUGCGUUUCACUGUCUUCUUUUGAUCACAGUCCAGCAGAGCGUAUGGCAGAAUCGGCAGAACACAACAUGCAAAUGCUCUUGAGAUUUGUUUUCCGGUCCUUGUGUUUUUUAACGCAAAUUGUCCAUUGGGAUGAAAUUAUGCAGUGAACGUUGUAAAUCGUUUCUAACUGGAGCGUUAGAAUCUAACUUGAAGGGUUAUUACGAGUUAAGGUAGUAAGAGCAAACAAUCAAUGUCACUUUAGAAUCCAUCGAACACACAUCCCCGUGCGAAAGUUCUAGCAAGGGAUCGUUUCAAGCGCAGGAUAGAUUAGCAAGCAUAGAGGACGGGUUUUCGAGAGAUAAAUGUGUAGUGCGUAGGUUAAGUAUUUAUUUAAAAACCCUCACCCCCUCCGAACGGUAUCCCUUUCCAAUUGCCAUCACGUGCGAAAAAGGAUACGGUGUUCGGUGUUCGAUAAAAGACUUUGUUUUUUUACUAGAAUAUUAAGUAACAAAAAAAGCAACGGUUGCAAGUUAUGCUUUUAUCGUUAGAGAUGAUUUUAUUGUCGUGCGGGGUUGCGACUUACUAGCAAAAUAACCUAUUAAUUGGAAUAAGGUUGUAGAUCGUAGUGAAACAGUGACCAUGUUCUCGGGUAUUUGACAAACCAUCAAAGAGCUGAAGGCAGAAAACAAACAACGUGUUUGCUCGGUCGCAUCAUCCAAACCAGUUGUUUCUGCGGCUCUAGUGGUUGAUAUUUAUUUUAUUAGCGGUAUCAGGUGCAUCACUCUUACUGUAGGUUGGAUAGGAAAUAGUGCAGGAUAUAGCAUUAACCCCCAUACAGAGUCCCCCCGCGACGAAACAUUUACCGAAGCAGGAAAGUAAUAGCCAAAUGUUUGAACAUAAACCCAGCCAAAACCAUCUGCGUCCCCUUGGUGGGAGGUUGGGCGAGGCGGGACUGCUCCGUAUGCUACCGACAAAAAAACACACCUUAAAGUUGCUCACGUAGAAUGUAGUGCAUAGAGAAAACGAUCCAAUCGAGAAUAAGCUUUCAGCUUUGUUCGAUUUUGUUCAUUUUUUUUUUAAACAUGGAUACGGUUGUUUCCCUUUCGCCCUUCGCCGUAAUGGUAGUGCAUGAACUACGAAUAAUAUAAAAAAAAACAAGGAUUAACUAAGGAUUAACUGAGAUGUUUGAAAGAUAGGUUAAGGAUGGCCGCCGAUGGCAGUUUGUAACUCAUCAAGUUGAUUCUUACUGAUAAAAUGACCACUU
This is a messenger RNA of Anopheles coustani, 3255 nucleotides long. RefSeq lists its product as uncharacterized. Gene Ontology annotation, molecular function: chitin binding. Gene Ontology annotation, cellular component: extracellular region. The transcript is spliced from 7 exons. The record is from RefSeq and is a predicted model, not a curated record. NCBI's taxonomy places the organism in Eukaryota, Metazoa, Arthropoda, Insecta, Diptera, Culicidae. The coding region runs from base 1 to 1830 and encodes 609 amino acids.